ACUGGCUACCCCCGUACGGACAACGUCAUCAAGCAGGACACUAUAAUGAAGAGACGUAAUGCCGACUGUGGCAAAAUUCGACGGCCCAUCAAGAAAAACAAAAUAGCAGAACAGAUUGGCAGCAACACACUGCUCUACGUGAAAUUCCUGCUACUAUGGGCGUCCGUGAUAACCGCAGACUUUCUGUUGGAGUUUCGCUUCGAAUUCCUUUGGCCGUUCUGGCUCCUACUCCGCUCAGUUUAUGAUUCUUUCAAGUAUAAGGGACUGGCCUUUUCCGUGCUAUUCGUCUGCAUAGCGAUCACUUCCGAUUUGGUGUGUCUAUUCUUCAUCCCCGUUCAGUGGCUGUUUUUUGCUGCCAGCACCUACGUUUGGGUGCAAUACGUUUGGCACACGGAUAAAGGUAUCUGUUUGCCGACGAUAAUACUUUGGAUACUGUUCGUAUACCUUGAGGCAGCCAUUCGAUGGAAGGAUAGUCGUAACAUACCACAUCUCGAUCUUUGUCGGCCAUUUGCUGCCCACUGCAUUGGCUACCCUGUGGUUACGCUCGGUUUCGGUUUCAAAAGCUACGUCGGCUAUUGCAUCCGGCAGCGCAAGCAGCGAGAGGUAGCGAAGGACAAUGACUUCUACAUGCAGCUGCUACAGGAAGCGUUGCCCAAAGAUGAAUCCUCGCUACUCGACCAAGUGCCGGGAGACGGGUCGAGUGGCACAGGUUCAGAGCAACAGUUACAAAAAGAUCUGAUCGUCGUGACGGCAACGACCACGUCGAUCACAGCAUCGGCAGUGUCCAUGUCGAGCACGUUACUAAAUAGUAUGAACACCAGUAGCAGCAGUAGCACCUCCAGCAGUAGUCGAAGUGAUGCUGGCCAGAAUCAUCACCAUCAUCAUCCGCACAAUCAUCACAACCACCACCACCAUAACCACCAGCAGCAGCAACAACAACCGAAUACUCAUAGUAAGAGUGCUCAAAAUCACAAAUCUCCGAGCAAUAGCACCGCGUCGACGUCGCAUGUUAAUGGGCACGUGAGUAGUGGCAGCUCGCCAUCGGUCAACACCAGCGCGAUGAACGGUGGCCUGAACCACCAGCCAUCGUCCGGGCAGGGCUCUUCCAAGCACAGGAAAAGUUUGGACAAGGAUAGCAGUAGCACCUCUUCGUCCGCAUCGAGCACCUCAAAUGGAAGCAUCAAAGGGAGUAAUGGUGGUGGUGGUGCUGGUGGAAGUGGGAACUUUUCGUAUCACCAGGCCAUCGCUACGUUUCCACAAAGUAACGGUGGUGGUUGCAGUACUGCAUCAAACGUCGCUACUGUCACCGCCAGUAGUACAAAGGAGACUAGCGUUUCCGGUGCGCCUCAGCGUGGGAACGACCAUGGUAGCAAUCACGUAACCAGUGGCCCGACGGUGAAGGACACGAAGGAUUCCACCAGUGCUGCGUCCGUCGGGCAGAAUCGCAAAGACAGUGACAAGGAAUCGAGCGGGAAUUCCGUAAUGACACCUCCGACUGGCGUUCGAAGCGCGAACGGUGUGGCCAACCGUUCCAAAAGUCCCGCCAAUGGUCCGUCACCAUGCACGGGCAAAGCUGUCGGUAAACAGGUGAACGGUCAUGUUCCGAAUCUAGAACCGUCACAGGUGCAGCCACCCAACGCGGCGGCCAAUGGUCUGAACGGGGAAAGCAGCCCGGUCACCGUCCCAGUAAUGGAAGCCAAAAGCAGUCGGUCGGGGCGGAAAAAUCGUCUCAAGCAGCAACAGAAAGCUGCAGAUCAGGCGAACAUUUCGACGAUUGCAAAAAUUUUCGCUACUCUGGGGCUGGCCUCUACCGUUACGACCUUAACGACAGCGACUACGAGCACGGCUUCCGGAAGCAGCACCACGAACAGUGCAAACUUCGGUGGAACCACGUCAACAACCGCGACCGAUUGUGGGACGGUACCGGGCUCCAAGGAUGGUCGAGAAGAUGGAGCAGGUGUGCAGAGUGGCCACGAGAAUUCACCCUCGGCGAGAGGCGGUUCUGGUAAUACUCAACAAAGCGCUGACGUCGGAGACGUCGGCCCAGCGAAUGCGGCCCAACCGAAGCUUCCUGCCAAUGGGCCACCAGUUCCUUCUUCGCCGACCGUAGUAAUGGUGCAGAAAGCAUGUGAGGCUUGCCCGCGGCUAGAGGGUGACCUCAAGAAAGUGCGCGCUGAAGUAGCAGCACAUCGACAGGCGGAGAGCGAACUUCGCCAAAAGUACGACACGACAGCCAGCAACCUGAAGGGGUGCUUGCAAGCGAAACAGAAGGAUUGUGACGAACUGCAGAGCAGAUACCAAGAGCUGAGUAACCAGCGGCAGCAGGAGCGCCAAAGUUUGCAAACCGUCGAACGACGGCUGGGCGAAGAACGACGACUGCGCCAAUCGCUGGAAUCACAACUCGGCAACGAGCGGAAACACCGAAAGCUGGCGGAGGAGCGCGUUUCACGAGGAGAGUGCAGUGAGGCGUGCAUGGCUAAGAAGCGCCAAAUGCAGCUCGAGCUCGAUAAGCUGAAGCACGAGCUGUUGAGCUCCGAAGAGUCGAAGCACCUGGCCGAAAAGCAGACACGCAGUUUCGAGCAGGAGAUGAGAAAGUUCGAAGUGCAGUUACGCAAUCGUGAAUCGCAGCAAAAUACGGAAGUGCUGAUGAGUGCACUGGCCGCGAUGCAGGACAAGAAUGCGACGCUCGAGAAGAGCCUGUCGGCCGAAACGAGAGUUAAGCUGGACUUAUUCUCGGCCCUGGGCGGUGCUCGGCGAGAGGUGGACAUUCUAACCUGUUCACUGCGCUCAAAAGAAAAGGAAAUUCUCGAUCUAAACGCAAAGAUCGUGCAGCUCGUUGCGGUAAUGCCGACGAUGCCGAACGAUACUCUCUGUCUGACGGGUCCGGUUGGCAGUGGCACCGGGCAGGACGGCGGGCCGGGCGCGUCGAUGAUGCGGUUGCCCGAUGCACCGCAACUCCUUCCGCAACCGAUGAGCGGCGGACUGAACGGUGUCGGUGGUGCUGGGAGCGGUGGCACGGGCCAGCAGCCGAGCCCGAUGUCACACAUGGUACUGAAUGGGCAACCGUUGAUCGGUCAAUUAGGUGGCGGUCUCGGUGUGCUAACGUCCACGAUGACGACCGUUUCGUCCUCGAACUCGGUCUGCCCACCUCCCGGUGUCACUCUGGCCUCUCUCGCUUCCGGUGCUGGAGGUGGUGGGGGCAGCGUGGGACAAUUAGUACAAAUGCAAAGUACGAAUCAGGGCAACGGAAACUGCCCUUCCGGUUUGGACCCGAAUGCGACCGUCUACACGCCAAAGAACAAUGGCAUGGUGGGCGGCACCGAGGCCUGACCGCUUGAGUUAUCGUUUCUUCCGCCGACCGGGGUGUCCUUUGCGCCGCCGCAUGCCUCCGCCGGCAGUCCAGUCAGUGGUGCGAACAGUAUCAGUGCAAGUGUGGCGAACCUUGCUCAACAGCUCAGCGCACACCACAGCCAGCCAGGCUCCGGAGGAGCCAACCUUCUAUCGUCCUCACAUCCGUCGGCAUUGCUUUUGGCCCACCACCAUGCUCCUCAUCCGUACCAGCAGCAGCAUCAGCAUCUACAGCACAACCACCAUCCUCAUCUUCAACAACAGCAGCAUCGCCAGCACCAAUCGCAGCACGAUCCUUUCGGUUAGUUAGUUUGUUUUUGCUUUCACUUAGUUCCUUCAUAAGAGGCCGUUCGAUGUCUCUAAGCUAAAUUACGUUGGAGAUCUAUUACUAUCGGAAUGCUAGGGACACGCGCAGCACCAUUAUCACGUCAGUCUUUCAGUGGUUGCCUUCGCGAACUGAACAGCCCAUGUGUAGCACCUUCAUCGGAUGGUCUCCGAUUCAUUCGGUGUGCUCUAUUUUACGGUGUUAAAUUUCAAUCCAAUUCCACAAAUAGGUUUCGCUGUAAUUUGAUAUGAGUUUUUCCCAAUUUGUUUUUCGUCGGUGCCUGCAGCGUUGACCUGGACAAACCGUUUACGCUAAGCUUCUUUGCUGUCCUGCAUGGGCCAUCCAUUCGCCUGAAAAGCCAUUUAUUUCUUAAUUUCGAGCAGUUGAAGAAGAGGUAUUCGAUCGCUGGCGAUGU
This is a messenger RNA of Anopheles bellator, 4088 nucleotides long. RefSeq names its product macoilin-1-like. The coding region runs from base 46 to 3330 and encodes 1094 amino acids. NCBI's taxonomy places the organism in Eukaryota, Metazoa, Arthropoda, Insecta, Diptera, Culicidae. Gene Ontology annotation, molecular function: microtubule binding. Gene Ontology annotation, cellular component: rough endoplasmic reticulum membrane; nuclear membrane. The transcript is spliced from 8 exons. Gene Ontology annotation, biological process: neuronal signal transduction; chemotaxis. The record is from RefSeq and is a predicted model, not a curated record.